Molecule: messenger RNA, 2865 nt
Organism: Chroicocephalus ridibundus (black-headed gull)
Lineage: Eukaryota; Metazoa; Chordata; Aves; Charadriiformes; Laridae
Gene: CAVIN1
Product: caveolae associated protein 1
Exons: 2
Coding region: 228-1313 (361 amino acids)
Biological process (GO): termination of RNA polymerase I transcription; transcription initiation at RNA polymerase I promoter
Cellular component (GO): caveola; cytoplasm
Molecular function (GO): rRNA primary transcript binding
Source: RefSeq, a predicted model, not a curated record
AGCCAAUGACCUGCAAGCCUGGAAAAUUUUGCAGGGCAGUUUCACUGGCCGGCUUUGCGGAGCUGUGCCAUUUGAAUUUCAGCACAGACGUCCACACACUGUGCUCUCCAUUUCUGGCGUCUCUCCCAGCGCAGAGUUUAGCUGAGGCUCGGGUUUAGUUUUCCCUCCUCUCUCUCCCUGCAGUGACAGCUUCUCCGGGCUCUGCUAGCCAGGACUCCCAGGCGAUCAUGGAGGAUACUACUUUGCAAAUUAUCGAACCACCAACCGCCUCCGAGGCCUCUGAGGAGCAAGCGCCUGAAGAACCCAUCAAAUCAGACCAGAUCAAUGGUGUGAUGGUGCUGACCCUUCUGGACAAGAUCAUUGGAGCAGUGGAUCAGAUCCAGCUGACCCAAACACAGCUGGAGGAGAGACAGCAAGAGAUGGAUAGCGCAGUGACCAGCAUCCAGGGCGAGUUAACCAAGCUGACGAAGGCACACACCACCACCAGCAACACCGUCAACAAGAUGCUGGAAAAAGUGCGCAAGGUGAGCGUCAAUGUGAAAACCGUUCGGCAGAACCUGGAGAAGCAAGCUGGGCAGAUAAAGAAGCUGGAGGCCAACGAAGCGGAGCUCCUGAAACGCAGAAACUUCAAAGUCAUGAUCUAUCAGGAUGAAGUGAAGCUCCCGUCUAAACUGAGCAUCAGCAAGUCUCUGAAGGAGGGCGAAAAGCUAGAGAAGGAAGGUGAGGGCGAGGAGGUGCCAGUGGGUGAGGACCAUGCGGAGGAGGACCACGUCCAGCUCUCCUCGGAUGAAGAGGUGGAGAUUGAAGAGAUUAUUGAAGAGUCACGGGCAGAGCGCAUCAAAAGGAGCGGCAUGAAAAGAGUGGAUGACUUUAAAAAGGCAUUCUCAAAGGAGAAGAUGGAAAAAACUAAGCUAAAGACCAAGGAAAACCUGGAGAAGACCCGCCACAACUUGGAGAAGACCCGCCACAACCUGGAGAAGAGGAUGAACAAACUGGGCACCAAGAUUGUGACUAACGAGAGGAGAGAGAAGAUGAAGACCUCUCGGGACAAGCUGAGGAAGUCUUUCACCCCUGACCACACCAUCUAUGCCAGGUCCAAGACAGCCGUCUACAAAGUGCCACCCUUCACUUUCCAUGUCAAGAAAAUAAGAGAGGGCGAGGUGGAAGUGAAAGCUACGGAGCUGGUGGAGGUUGGCGGAGAGGAGGGAGAAAACUCGGAUCUGCUGCGUGGGGAGAGCCCCGACAUGCACACGCUGCUGGAGAUCACGGAGGAGUCCGACGCGGUACUGGUGGACAAGAGUGACAGCGAGUAGGACAGGCUGCAGCACGGAAGGGUUGCGGACGACGGCUGAACACGUAAUCAUUCACAUUUCGAGAUCUCUCUGCCCUGGUGCCCCAGGGGAAGUGUACACAAUGCAUCUUUACUACCCUGCAGAGCCGACGCCAAUCCCCUGCCUGCUUGGACAAGGUGUAUUUUAUAUUUUAGUUUUAGCACACAGAAACGUUAGGAACACGGGACUGUUUUUCUUACACUGUUAAAUCACCCUCGGAGAGCAUUCCUGCCGCAGGCUGCGCAAGAGCCUUCCAGCACCAGACCUGAAGACGGGGACCCGGCCCAGCUGGAGAGUGCUAAAACCAAGAUAACGGCUGUACACCUGGAAAGCUCAAGCGUCCUCCAUAAGCAAAGACCCGGUGUCAAGAAAGCUUCCUGCCAGGCAGCCCGCCGGACCCUGGUGCCAGCCCGCGUGGCCACCCCAGCAGGCAGGAGGGCUGCCGGCGCCCUUUCGGGGGAGCAGAGGAGCUGCCAUGCCCCCGGCCUGCGGGAGGGAAGAGCUGAGCGAGUCCUUUCGAUGGAGCCAGCAGCGUGGCAGGCGGCUCUGCUCCUCUCUGCCCUCCCGAGGACUGGGUUACCUGGCAGUGCCUGGCACGGCUUCGGCACAGAGCCAUCCUGCUGCCAGCACCGACGCCGGUGCCCGUGUACGCAUCACACCCCCGGGCCCGCUGCUCCUCCCCGCUGCGCUGGGGCCAUCGAUGUGACCACCCUGGGGCUGCGGCAGGUGCAGUGUGGGCCACAGGCUCCUCUGCCCGGGCUACUGAUCUGGCUCCUGGAGGCCUGGUGGCCAUGGGAACGUGCUGGCUGGGGCGGGGAGCACGGCGGAGGUGGGGGGGUGUGCUGGGUCUGGCCUCUCCACACUGCAGGGGUGAUGGCGAUGGGCAGCAGGGUACCGCUCCCUGACCAGGUUCCCGGAGGGAUGCGGGAUGCACGGAUGCCAUGCCAGGCCCUGGGCUUCACAGCGGCCCUGACACCGGCCCAGCGCAUCUCUCAGCCUCUCCCUCCCCAGGGCUCUUGCACGGCUCGGGCUUCGGCCACCCCCCGCGCUUUCCUCCCCGCAGCUUCACCCCCCCCAGCCCCCCGCGGGCACCACGGCGAGGGGGCACCGGGCCAGGCUCUGCCUUCCCCGGGCUCUCCCCGCGGCGGGGAGCUGCUCCCGCUGGCGUAACGAAUAUAUAAACACGCUUUUCCUCUAAGAUUUAUUUUUCUUCUUAUCGCCUGGUGCAUCCAGCCGGUCCUGGCUCCCCUGUCCCGGCGCCGCCGCCACCAGCCCCGCGACACCGGCGGCCCCGGGGCUCCCGGCGGGGCAGAGCCCGGCUCCGCGCCCCGGACAGCGGGCACCCCCACCCCCGGAACCUCCCGCGAGCGGUUUCCACGCGGGAAUUUCUCCCCGCGGAGUGACGGGGCCGGGGCGGCCGGUACCGAGGGCAGUGCGGUGCCGGGGCGGCGGGAGCCCGGACGAGCCCCCCCACCCACCCACCCGCGGCUGCGUCCCGGCGAGCGGCGCGACUAAUAAAGUCUCUUUUCUAAAG